UUCGAACAGUGCAGCUCAGACGACUUCCGGCACCCAUCCCGCACUACUCUUCCCAACCAUUUCGCUCUCACCGACGGCAUCACACAGAUCAGGCGCGCGCACGACACGACCGCGGGUCAAGUCGCGCUUGUGUGGCUACUCCUGCAAGGUCCCGACGUCAUCCCCAUUCCC
This is a messenger RNA of Epithele typhae, 171 nucleotides long. RefSeq lists its product as uncharacterized. The annotation marks the transcript as partial. Lineage: Eukaryota; Fungi; Basidiomycota; Agaricomycetes; Polyporales; Epitheliaceae. The record is from RefSeq and is a predicted model, not a curated record. The transcript has a single exon.